Molecule: messenger RNA, 1330 nt
Organism: Striga hermonthica
Lineage: Eukaryota; Viridiplantae; Streptophyta; Magnoliopsida; Lamiales; Orobanchaceae
Source: the annotation of a GenBank genome assembly
AUGGCAGUCGUUUUACAAGCACAAGAUGCAGUGGAUUGGGCUUAUAGAGGAGAAGGGGCUGUAAACUUGGUUCUUGCUUACAUUGGAAGCUCGCCUGAUUUUGUAGGGAAGGUGUUAAGGGUACCAAAAGUUCCAAAUAAAGGAUCUGAAUGUGAGAAUGGUCAUUCACCUCUAACGAAGCUUGAGCACAUCCUGUGGGGAGAAUUCGAAGGAAUUGUUUCAGCUCGUAAUAGGGAAAUUGCAGAGCAACUUUAUGUGCAAAAAGUAAUGUGCCCAUUGCUGGGUUUUGAACAUGUUGAUGCUGGGAUCCGACUUAUUGUGUCGAAAGAAUUUUUGGAGGCAGUUGAAAACAAAGUUCUCCUCCAGCGUCCUUCUUGGAGGGUUGACGCUGCAAAAGUUAACUCCUUGUGUGAUUCAGUUCUUCUCAUUGCUGACCAUUCCAUAUUUCCUCGUGUUUCAGGUACUCUGAAAGAAGACUUCUCUGUGUCUGUUGAGAUAAAGCCCAAAUCCGGAUUUCUUCCUACUUCGGAAUUUAUAGCUGAAGAAAAUGAGGUCAAGAAAAGAAUCACUCGCUUUAAAAUGCACCAAGCUUUAAAACUACGUCAAGGGAAGAUAUCCCAAAUAAGUAAAUAUAAUCCACUGGAUUUGUUUUCUGGGUCCAAGGACAGUGUACAAAAUGCAAUUAAAUCCCUCUUUCUCACCCCUCAGAAUAAUUUUCGGGUAUUCCUAAACGGUUCACUUAUCUUUGGUGGCAUGGAUGGUUCUGCUGAUAGUCCAAGUUACAUGGUUGAUCGAGCAUUCCAGGAUGGGAUUAAACGUGUUAUUGUGGCAAAAGAUGGAAUGCACACUAAAUAUUUUAUGGAACUUGUUGCUGAAACUAUAAUGAAGUCUGGCUUGUUGAAUCAGCUUCUUCAAGUCCAAAAGCUUGAUGCUUUUGAUAUUGAAGGUGCCAUUCAUGCCUACUAUGAUGUAGUUUCCAAGCCUUGUAUAAUAUGUCAUGAAAAAGGUAGAAGGAAACUAUCGGGGAGAUAUUCAUCUUUACAUGCAAUGACAAGGGAUGAAAAAUUUAAAGUUGUGAGGGAUUACUUGAUAUCUGCCACUGGAAAGGACCUAAGUGUGAUGAUUAGUUUUAGACCCAGAAGAAAUAAUGAUCUGGCAUCUCCUCAUGUUGUCUUUCUGGAGUCAACCAAUCAAGCUUUUGAUUACAAGGCAUCAUUCAUCGACCUGGACAUGAAACCACUGAAGAAAAUGAAGCAUUAUUAUGAGUUGGACCAGCAGAUAGUCAGAGCCUAUGUCCAGAUGGUAAAAGAUAAGGAAGCGAUGGAUUAUG